This is a messenger RNA of Cynocephalus volans (Philippine flying lemur), 2037 nucleotides long. RefSeq names its product potassium channel tetramerization domain containing 12 (gene KCTD12). Gene Ontology annotation, molecular function: protein binding. The transcript has a single exon. Bases 111 to 1091 code for a protein of 326 amino acids. Lineage: Eukaryota; Metazoa; Chordata; Mammalia; Dermoptera; Cynocephalidae. Gene Ontology annotation, biological process: regulation of G protein-coupled receptor signaling pathway; protein homooligomerization. The record is from RefSeq and is a predicted model, not a curated record. Gene Ontology annotation, cellular component: postsynaptic membrane; signaling receptor complex; presynaptic membrane.
GGCUCGGGGCUGAGCGAGCGUCCCGGCGCCGGGGCUCCGGGAAAGGCGGCUGCGGCUCCUGAGCGUCGCCCUGCUCCCUGCCACUGCCGCAGCCCGGCCACCUCUUUGCCAUGGCUCUGGCGGACAGUACACGUGGACUACCCAACGGGGGUGGCGGCGGGGGCGGCAGCGGCUCGUCGUCGUCCUCCGCGGAGCCGCCGCUGUUCCCCGAUAUCGUGGAGCUGAACGUGGGGGGCCAGGUGUAUGUGACCCGGCGCUGCACGGUGGUGUCGGUGCCUGACUCGCUGCUCUGGCGCAUGUUCACGCAGCAGCAGCCGCAGGAGCUGGCCCGGGACAGCAAAGGCCGCUUCUUUCUGGACCGGGACGGCUUCCUGUUCCGCUACAUCCUGGAUUACCUGCGGGACUUGCAGCUGGUGCUGCCCGACUACUUCCCCGAGCGCAGCCGGCUGCAGCGCGAGGCCGAGUACUUCGAGCUGCCUGAGCUCGUGCGUCGCCUCGGGGCGCCCCAGCAGCCCGGCCCGGGGCCGCCGCCGCCCCCGCGGCGCGGGGUGCACAAGGAGGGCUCGCUGGGCGACGAGCUGCUGCCGCUCGGCUACGCGGAGCCCGAGCAGCAGGAGGGCGCCUCGGCCGGGGCGCCGUCGCCCACGCUGGAGCUGGCCAGCCGCAGCCCGUCCGGGGGCGCGGCGGGCCCGCUGCUCACGCCGUCCCAGUCGUUGGACGGCAGCCGGCGCUCGGGCUACAUCACCAUUGGCUACCGCGGCUCCUACACCAUCGGGCGGGACGCGCAGGCGGACGCCAAGUUCCGGCGGGUGGCGCGCAUCACGGUGUGCGGCAAGACAUCGCUGGCUAAAGAGGUGUUCGGGGACACCCUGAACGAGAGCCGGGACCCCGACCGGCCCCCGGAACGCUACACCUCGCGCUAUUACCUCAAGUUCAACUUCCUGGAGCAGGCCUUCGACAAGCUGUCUGAGUCGGGCUUCCACAUGGUGGCGUGCAGCUCCACGGGCACCUGCGCCUUUGCCAGCGGCACCGACCAGAGCGAGGACAAGAUCUGGACCAGCUACACCGAGUACGUCUUCUGCAGGGAGUGAGCUCCCCAGACCCCCUCGUGACUCCAGCGCCCAGUCCCCCUCCGUCCUGUCCGGGAGAUGGUUAUAGAUCCCCCCACGUCCCCUGCCCUCUGUCCCCGGGACCCCCCCGACCCCCCCCCCAGUAGCCCACCCUACUUCAGAACCUGCAGCCGCAGAUCCUCUCGGCUUCUCCGUCUUCUUUGGACCCGACUAACCGAGAGCGCCCAGAUGUACCCCCACCCCUCACUACCUGGAUUCCCUGCCUCAAACCGCCCCUCCCCAGAUCGCACUUCAGGCUGGAUCUAGGGGGGCAGUGUGGCCACAGAGUCACCAAGUACUUGGGAAUGAUUGAAUUGUUCAGAACCUGAUUGGACCGUGUCCAGUGUGUAGAAGAUUCCUUGAAAUCUUCUCGAGCCCUUAUGACUCAUUCGCGGUUUAAGAGAUCAGGACUGAUAACACUGUCUGGGGAUAGUGUUUUGAAAGGUCAUUACACAAUCUUUUUGACCCUCUUUAAAGGCAGAGUUUUAGAAGGCUGAAUGGAAGCCUCUGAUCCUGGAAUUAGGACCGCAUGGAGGCAGUUCAGUGACUGAGUAAAGUUUUGAGAAGUUACAGGUAGAAGCAGAAUCUAGUGCUGGCACAGUGAAGGAUCGUAUCUUUUCCAUACAGAUAAAAGAUCUUCGCCUGUGACUUAUACUUGUAGAAAGUGAUCCUCCUGCCUGCGGAGGCGCCCUUUCUCCUCGGCUCAUCGCCAGAAGCUUCUGGUUCAGCUGGUUGACAUGGUAGCUGUUACUGGCAAGAGAGAGAAAGGGCACCGCCUCCCGGAGGGCGACGCUGCCCUGGUCUCCAAGCGCUGCGGGAAGUCACUUGGCAGUGACUGUAACGGAGCUGGGCAGGGAUGCACGCCGCGGGUGUUAGGAAAGCCCGUAUUCUUGUGGUGAAUGGCAGUAGGACCUUCCUUAGCUUAAGA